Molecule: messenger RNA, 2906 nt
Organism: Notolabrus celidotus (New Zealand spotty)
Lineage: Eukaryota; Metazoa; Chordata; Actinopteri; Labriformes; Labridae
Exons: 11
Coding region: 211-2445 (744 amino acids)
Biological process (GO): positive regulation of transcription by RNA polymerase II
Cellular component (GO): mediator complex
Molecular function (GO): DNA binding; transcription coregulator activity
Source: RefSeq, a predicted model, not a curated record
AAAUCUGUGCUUUACGAUAGUAACAUUGGUCGUUAAAUUGAAACAGCCAUUUUCUAACAGAGCUGUAUAAACACACCGUAGAUAACUGACUUUAUAUUAUAUUAUUAAUAAACAGGGUUAGGUGUUUUUAUCACGAUCACACUGAAACAUUUAACCCUUUCAUUACCUGAAUCUAGAGACCGACAGCCGCGCGCCCUGAAGGAGAGCAAAAUGUCGAGACCACGUUCUCGGUCGCCACACUACAGGAGGUUUCCCUGGGAGGAACCCGGCUUUGAUCCUCACAAAGUCAUUGCAGAACUGGACGGGGAUCCGAUGGAGCCGAGACACCACCACCACCACCACCACCACCACCACAGAGAAGCUCCUGAAGAACGCUGGAACUACAACAGGGAAGACAGGGAUAACCGCCAGUUUGGGCAUCACCGUCACCCAAACCAGGAGGAGUUCUAUCACAGGAGGCCGUCCCCCCAUCAUGAUGGAGCAGGAUACGAUAACAGGAGGCUUUCCCCGCAGCGUGAUGGAGGAGGAGGAGGUGAAGAAAGACGCGUCGGUGGGUUUAGAGAAGCGUACCCAAACUACGAGAACAGAGGAAGGUCAUCCAACUCGCCUCCGAGGUUGAAGAGGGAAAGAUUGCCGGCGACACCAAGGCCCAACUCAGACCGCCAGGAGAGGGAGCCAGGGAUGGGCUGGAGGAGGGAGGGGCAGGGCAGAGGACGAGGGAGGUUUAGAGAUCUUAGUCCCGGUGGAAGGUCAGAUGACCAAAGAGGAGGAGCAGGUAGGGAAAGAGGAAGGAGGAACACACAGAGUCUCAACAGAGACAACAAAUGGGAGGAUUCCUAUCAACAAAGGAACCCACAGUUUAAAAGGCAAAGAAGAGAAAUGGAGGACACCAAACACGCCGGGUUCAGGGAUGAGGAGAACUUUGGGGAACAGCGUUACCCAAUGGACUCACCCAGAGAUAGGUUUCAAGGAGAACCACAGGGGAGCCUCCCGCGGGGGAACAAUCGGCUCUCGGGACCAGUCGUUAUCGAGCACGAUCACGGCAUCGCGGAGAGAAGAGAAACGCCACAGUGGGAACAAUUUGACGAGCGAAGAGAUCGUGACCCUGUCCCUGACUUUAAUCACCAGAGGACUCCACGUCCACGUCCAACGAGCUCCUCUCAGGAGCGCUUCAGGACCUCAGAGAGCAGGUUGGAAGACCAGGAAGUCAUAAGACCUCGUCACUUUCAAGAGGAUUGGAGGAAAUCUAACCAUCAUGAGAGUAGGAGGACCUCUGAAGAAAGACCAAGCCCCAUGAGUUAUGGAAAUCGAGACAGUCCCAUGAAACACAGGGGGAGGGGCAGUUUUCGCCCAGCAAGAGGCCGUGCUAGUCGUGGUCAAUACGGAAAGACUGGACCACCUAGAAAUCAGCAACACUUGCACCAGUCUUCACAGGGAUACCAAGACUACCCAGAUGGAGAGUCAAGACCAGGGUUUCAACCCGUCAGAGAAGAUUACGAGGAUCCCGUUGAAGCAGAGCCCAACUGGGCCGAAGAAGACCGACUUCAAGAGUGGAAACAGGAGAGGUCUGCAGUUCUGGACCGGAGCCCACAAGUCGUCAGCUUGGACCCUAAAAUGCCUCGUCAGAGGUUACGUGAAUGGAACAAUCAGAAAACCAAUAACAUGGCGGCCGCAUCGGAGGAAACGCUCACCAUCAAAGUGGACAUGAGCCAACCCGUACACAAAAACAGUCAGCUGUGUUACUCCUCAGACCGACAGCUCUCUCUAGACCUGGUCAACGUCGGUCGCCAGCGUCUGGACUUCCUGCCCAUGCUGGAGCACUCUGGGACGUACAGAGAGACCGCAAUGCACACUGGGAAUUUUGCUCAGGAAAUCAUCUCACUGGUGCACAGUGUGAAAGAGCAGUACUUCAGAGGUGACGGCGUCCCCCUGAACGAACGCUUCUCAGCUCCUCAAAAAGGAAGCUUCGCUGAAGAAGAGACGGAGGAGCUGACGCUGGACGAGAGGUUCAGUACAAACCGAGGUUUCAGUUUGAACAUGAACUCUCUGCUCGAUGAAGAAGAGCCGCUGUUCUCCAGGCUCGGCUCCCUGCCGCCGGCGAGAGGCCCGGGGGAUCUGAGGCACGACCUGGAGAAGAGGAGGCAGGAGAGACUGGAGGGGGUCAAAGUCACAAUAUUAGGAAACAACUUGUCACAGCGCCCUCAAGGCCGAGUCAGUGAUCCGGGUCCAGACUUCAGCGACGACGCGGCUCAGCUGGAGGACGAAGAUUUCUCAGACUGGCCCGAGGAGACGAGCAGGCAGCGAGAAGCAAACGUGGGACCGAGAAGAGGCGCCCCCUUCAGGCAGAACAUGGGCACCCAGCGCAGGAACAACCGCUUCGGCAACCGUCUUGGACCAAUGAGGCGACAGAACUUCCGCAGCAACCCUGCAGGUCCGAGCUGGUGACCGGGCGUCAGGAGGUUAUCAUGUUUUGAUUUGUUGAAGACUUUGAAUUAAAAAGAAACUAAGAGGAACCAUGUUCUUCUUUUGAUCUGGACUGUGAAGCUUUGAAGUCUGCGUUGUGUUUCCAGCAGGAGGAACUGACUGAUAGUUUGUCCUGCGUCUCCUCUCAUACCUCCUCCCUGUCCUCCUCUGUGUGUCUCUGUGUCUUUGUUUUUAGUGUUCACAUCUUUAAUGUUGUCUAAUGGAUGUGCCGUCCUGAUUCAAACUUUAUUUUUAGCUUUUGUAAUCAGAGUUUGGGUGUCCACAUUUCAGGACACUAUCUCACUGACCGAACCCUCCCUCCCAUCACGUGUGUUGUUUUGAUGAUUAUGAAGAUGUUUUUGUGUUCUGACUCAGUUUAAAUCAGCCUGUACAGACGAGUGUUCUCCCUCCCUGCAAAACUAAUAAAACAAUCAUCACUUUGA